Molecule: messenger RNA, 2955 nt
Organism: Bufo bufo (common toad)
Lineage: Eukaryota; Metazoa; Chordata; Amphibia; Anura; Bufonidae
Gene: FZD6
Product: frizzled class receptor 6
Exons: 7
Coding region: 314-2419 (701 amino acids)
Biological process (GO): non-canonical Wnt signaling pathway; canonical Wnt signaling pathway
Cellular component (GO): plasma membrane
Molecular function (GO): Wnt receptor activity; Wnt-protein binding
Source: RefSeq, a predicted model, not a curated record
CUCUACGCACAUCGUGGGAUCAGAGGAUCGCUCUCGGCCGGGGCGGGCGCAGGCUGGAUGGGAAUCCGGGUGAUCGCCCGAGCUUCACACAAGGUGGAUUACAUUGGCACGGUGACGCCGGAGAAUCGAUCGGCCAGGCAGGAUGUUCACCAGACAUAACUGCUGCAAUAUUCCCCUGCCUGGCCUCGUGUUACCUCCAGGGAAUGGUCGCUGUAAGGAUACGUCGCCAUUCAUAGUCUCCUAACCUGGUGCCGUUCAGCCUGGACUCUGUGGACUGUGAUCACUCCCUUUUGAGGCUCCACUGUCCGCUAAGAUGUGGCGUUUUGGGGUUACCGUCCUGUACGCCUUUCUGCUGCCUGUUGUAAAAGGUCACAGUCUGUUCACUUGUGAACCCAUCAUGGUGCCUAGAUGUAUAGGAAUGUCCUACAAUAUGACGUUCUUUCCAAACCUUUUGGAGCACUACGACCAAGCAAUCGCAGCAAGUCGAAUGGAGCCCUUCAUUCCGCUCAUGAAUCUCCAGUGUUCUCCAGAAGUGAGCAGGUUUCUUUGCAUGGCUUUCGUCCCCGAAUGUACAGAACCCAAGCACAUCGUGCUGCCCUGCAGGGCCGUAUGUGAGACCGUUUACUCCGACUGCAAGACCCUGAUUGACACUUUUGACAUUACUUGGCCUCCGGAGCUAGAGUGUGACAGGCUAGAAGACUGUAGUGUACCAAAGAUCCCUGAGAAGGAACAAAGCACACUGACACCAGCAGAAAAAAUCCAAAAAGACUAUGGGUUUUGGUGUCCACGACACUUGAAAACCUUUCAAGUGACUGGCUACAAGUUUCUGGGGGUAAAUCACUGUGCACCACCGUGCCCCAACAUGUACUUUAAAAAAGAAGAUUUGGACUUUGCCAAAAACUUCAUUGGCAUUAUUUCCAUAAUUUGCCUCUGUGCCACGCUCUUCACAUUCCUCACCUUUCUGAUCGACGUAAAAAGAUUCCGCUACCCAGAGAGGCCAAUCAUUUUCUACUCCGUCUGUUACAGCAUAGUAUCACUCAUAUACUUCAUUGGGUUCGCCAUGGGGAACGCUGUCUCCUGCAACGAGGCGCAUGAAGACUAUGCAGACGAAGACACGGUGGUCCUUGGUUCCCAGAACAAAGCCUGUACUGUUAUUUUCAUGCUUCUGUAUUUCUGCAAUAUGGCCGGGACCAUAUGGUGGGUCAUGCUCACCAUAACUUGGUACUUGGCAGCAGGUCAGAAGUGGAGCUGCGAGGCCAUAGAGCAGAAGUCCAUGUGGUUUCACGCAGUGGCCUGGGGCAUUCCUGGGAUUCUUACCAUUGUACUUCUGGCCAUGAACAAGGUGGAAGGAGACAAUAUUAGCGGCGUCUGUUUCGUUGGACUCUACGACCAAAACGUGUCUACCUAUUUUGUGCUCCUGCCUCUUUGUCUUAGCAUCUUCGUUGGGCUUUCUCUGCUCCUUGCUGGGAUUAUAUCUUUAAACAACGUGCGGCAAGUGAUACAGCAUGAUGAGAGGAACCAAGAGAAACUGAAAAAAUUCAUGAUCCGCAUUGGUGUGUUCAGUGGCACUUACCUUGUUCCUCUGGGAAUAUUACUGUGCUGUUCUGUCUACGAGCUCUUCUCGAGAUCUUCUUGGGAAAUGACUUGGGUUGCAGACCACUGCAAGGAGUACCAUAUUCCUUGCCCACAUCAGCUGAAGACUUUGUCCAGACCAGACCUUGGCUUGUUUCUAACCAAAUAUGUGAUGACUUUAAUCGUGGGGAUCUCUGCCAUUUUCUGGGUUGGAAGCAAAAAAACCUGCUCUGAAUGGGCCAACUUUUUUCACCGAAACAAAAAACAAGACCCAGUCGCCGAGAGCAGAAGAGUCCUGCAGGAGUCCUGUGAGUACUUCAUCAAACACAACUCUAAACCAAAGCACAAGAAACACCAUAGAUCCAGCUCCCACAAGCUGAAGGUUCUCUCCAAGUCCAUGGGAACGAGCACCAGUGCUAAAGCCAACCAUGGAGUGUCCACAGUGGCCAUCACCAGCCAUGAUUUCCUGGACAAUGAGACGUCGGUGGACCAUCAAAGUACGCGGACCCGGUCACCAAAGGAAGACCAAGUGUCAGAAAGUAGUGUCGCCAAAACAAGAACAGACCCUCCAGCAGAGGUGACUACACAAACGCUACUGGAGAACUCUGAGGUGUCCACUCAUCAGACAGAGCAGAAUAGUCACCCCAGUACGGGCAAAGGGAAUGGUGUGACUGGAAAUAUGCCAAAGCAGAUUGAGGGCAGUUUGCUUAUUGAGAACCACCUGAGCAAUCCAGUCCUGUAUCCUGACAGUGCCUCUCCACCUUCUGCCCCAAGUCCCACCACUGUGCCUGCGCCAUUGCUCACCAACAAAGAAAGGGAACUUGGAAACUACACACAGACUGCAUGAGAAAUCUGACUCAUGAGGACUAAUAUCAGAUUUUUCGUUGCACGAAACAUUGACUUGACGCUCAACGCGGACGUUAAAUGAACUUUUGAAAGUUUUGCACUUAUCGUACAAAGUAAAGCAUUUAAUGUAUCUUGUAACAAGGGAGAAGGCCGAUGUGCUGACGAUACCGAUGGCAUGGGCAACCAGCUGAAGACUGAUGGCUGUCCCCAAGACACCCCUUGUGGUGGUUGUUGUUUUUGUAUACUGUUACAUUUUGUAAUGUAGAUUUUCUAAAUCUGUAUGUAUGUAAGGAUCUCCGAACAGAUAUUCUGUAAACUGUAGGUAAAAGCAUUAUCGCCUAUAACACGAUGAAUGUAUAUACUGUAGGUAGUUUGCAGGCUUGCUUAGAGAUGCUUUUAUACUAGUCACAACACUGACGAAAAGUACCUAGCAAAUAUUAGGCAUACUGCCCCAGUUACUGGUUAUGUUACAUUCUGCUGGUCAUUCUGGUAGAUUUUACACUGGAAAUUAUUUAAAAAUAAAUAAAAAUACAAAUU